This is a messenger RNA of Hemibagrus wyckioides, 1463 nucleotides long. RefSeq names its product V-set and immunoglobulin domain-containing protein 2-like. Lineage: Eukaryota; Metazoa; Chordata; Actinopteri; Siluriformes; Bagridae. The record is from RefSeq and is a predicted model, not a curated record. The transcript has 7 exons. Bases 88 to 1032 code for a protein of 314 amino acids.
UACUAAUCAGUGCCACCCAGCUAUGAGCUGAACAGCCUGUUAUCUCAGUAAACAACAAGGUACAAUACGUGAGUAACACAAACGGACAUGGCUCACGCUCACACGUUGUUCGUCUGUUGGAUUUUGAUUCACUUUUUUGAUGAAUCCCGGUGCUGGCAUGCAGUGGUGGUGAAGAGCUCGGUGUUUGCUCACGCUGGAUCAUCAGCUGAGCUUUCCUGCAGCUACAGCACACAAGUUUCUCAAGGCUUCACCCUGGAGUGGCGUUAUGCUGCACCCGGGACUCCUGCUGUGGAAGCAAAGAGGAUCUUGUACUUCAAUGGGAGACUAUACUGGGUGGACUCUUGGGAGGACAGAAUGAGUUUAGUGCAGAAUCCUCCGGUGUCUGGCGUCGCCUCUGUGACGAUCCACAGCGUCCAACCCAGUGAGAGCGGACUGUAUAUAUGUGACAUUACCAAUCCAAACGACUGGUCCGGAAGUGGGCAGGGUCUCAUCAAUCUGACGGUGCUGGUGGCUCCGUCGGUGCCUGUAUGUGAGCUGACUGGCCACACCUACGUGGGGGAUGAUGUCACUCUUACCUGCCACAGCUCCCAGGGGGUUCCUACACCUAUCUAUUCCUGGAGCCGAGAGCAAGACACAGCGCCUCUGCCCCCCCACAGCGUUGUAGCAGAUCAGCGCACUGGCUCUCUUCUCUUGUCCAACCUUUCUACUGUCUUUACUGGAACUUACACAUGCAAAGCUUCCAACGAUCUGGGUGAGGCUGCGUGCAGCAUUGCCGUGAAAGUGGCACACGGCAGCAGUGCAGCACUGGUUGCUGGAGUGCUGAUGGGACUUUUUCUCUUAGUCCUACUCGUUGCAGCGGCGGCUGUUUAUUUCUUCUUCUGCUACAAGAAAAGCUGCACAGAGAACAAACUCAGUAGGAAAGACGGCAAUUCUUCAAGGAAGCGCCAGUCAGCAGGUCCUCUGCUUUCAGCUCAUUUUGACGGGGAUCAGCCUCCGGAGCUCAGAGUCUCUCACCUCAGCCCACUGGUGUAAACAUGGACAUUUUAUUCAUGACAGACUCAUUGAUUCCAUCUUGGUGAUUUCUAAAUUCUUGAUCCUUAUUGUCACCGGGUGCAGAACAAGAGAAAAACACCUCACAAUAGCAGGUUAUUUUCUUCGCCUGCUUGGCUUAGGGUCUCGUUUUUGUCAUUUGCGAUGUUGGCGUUUUCGAUCAUACACUGGAUUUUUGUGUGUGCUAAACAGCUGGAUUAUAUGUUGACUGAUCUCUUAAAGAAACAUAGGAAUUAACUGGGAAUUACAAACCAAAAAACAACUUUGGGUACAAAAUGGAAACACAUCAGCUAUGUUAUUAUCAUAAGACAAUGAGUUACUCUAUGAAUUAUAAACUUUUCUACAGGAAAAUGCUUUUUAAUACAGUAUAGGAGGCAUAGUGGAUGACACUAUCAAGUAAAAAUGCAUCUAAA